Clupea harengus (Atlantic herring) is the source of this 3639-nucleotide messenger RNA. RefSeq lists its product as uncharacterized. Gene Ontology annotation, cellular component: nucleus. The record is from RefSeq and is a predicted model, not a curated record. NCBI's taxonomy places the organism in Eukaryota, Metazoa, Chordata, Actinopteri, Clupeiformes, Clupeidae. Gene Ontology annotation, molecular function: DNA binding.
GACCAGGUCUGCUUGAAUCGAAGGGAUAACUUUCAUGAACACACCCAAAAUCGCAGCUAGUCAGAGGCAAUAUUUUGAUAGAAUGACUACUCUUGUUGUGAAUGCGAUACAACGCCUGAUUGUCUAAUAUUAGUUGACAGUUACAGUCAGUGUUUCACACUGUGAGUUAACCUACAUUAAACAUUACUUCUUACAUUCGAAUCCACGCAUCUUAUCUAGCUUGCAAGCCCGCUAACGGGUGCCUCUCCUGCAUCAGCUAUACAAUGGAUGAAGAGUUAGACUGCAAACCAAGUGUUACGCCCACUUGUAAGACUGAACCGGAUCCUAUGGAACCGAUGGAUGCCAUACCUAACAUUAAUGGUUUAGAAGCAGAACAUUUGGGAAUUAAGGUGGAGGUCAUUGAAGUAGAAAACCCGAAAGAGGAGGAGGUGGAUGAAACCUAUUCGGAUGCCCCGCACACCUCAUGCAAAAAGCGUUUUAACUCUGAGGAGGAGGCGAUACUGUGCAGGGAGGUGCUCGCCCACUGGGACGAGCUCUUUGGCCAGCGGCGCCACCUGCUGCCCAGGGCAGGCCGAGGUUCCAUUUGGAACGAGGUGGCGGCGACCGUCCGGUCCUCGUCCGGGGUGGCUAGGGAGGGCGAAGAGGUCCGCAAGAAGUGGUACCACUUCAACAACCAGCUGAAAGCCAAGCUGGCGGUGAUUAGCGCCUCGGGAGGAGAGAACGGGAACCCCGGGCCCGAGGCGCUCAGUGAGCUGGAGGCUGAAGUGGCCUCUAAGAUGAAGGAGACGACCGCUAGAAGAGAUGCUGGACGCGUAGCCCAGGGAUUACCACAGGAACUUGACAAAACCUCAGUAAAAUGCCAGGCCUACCACAAGCGCUUCAGCAAAGACGAAGAGGAGAUUUUAUACGAGGAGAUCCUGCAACACUGGGAAGAGCUUUUCGGCGAACGUCACAACCUCCUACCUCGCGGCGGCCGCUCCGCAAUCUGGAACAACAUCGCCGACAAGAUGAACGGCAAGUCCGGGUCGAGUGUCGCCCGCGACGGGGAGGACGUGCGGAAGAAGUGGUGCAACCUCAAGAAGCGACUCCAGCCGAAGCUUUGUCCAAUGGCAGCCAUCCAGCCAGGGGAGCUUGGAGAGGGUGGGAGCACUGCAGAGGAUCUCAGCCUGUUGAAGCAGAAGAUUGUGUCCAGGAUGAAGAAGGAUGCAGCUGACAGUGAGACGGGGACUAGCACCACCUGUAGCCGGCGUUUCUCCAAAGAGGAGGAAGACCUUCUCUACGCUGAGAUUCUCAACCACUGGGAGGCGCUGUUUGGCGAGAGGAACCAGCUCCUGCCCCGCGGCAGCAGCGCCCCCGUUUGGACCCUCGUCACGGCCAAUCUGAACGCCACGCCGGGGGCCCGGCCCAGAGACGUGGAGGAAGUGCGCAAGAAGUGGCACAACCUGAAGAACCAGCUGAAGGCCAAGCUGGCGCCCGCCUGGGCAUCGGAUGGCAGAGGCGGAGGUCAGCAGGGGCUCGUCCAGCUUACGCCACUGGAGGAGAGGAUCGCCUUCAGGAUGAAGAUGGCCAUCGCUGGGUCGAGGGCGCCCAACGACUGCGCCGGGACAAUCCUUGGUGACCCAUCGCAGACUGAAGAGAGCAUGUCCGACCGCUCCAACACAGAACAUCUGUUGCAGGACCCCCUAGCUCCUCUUUCUCCCCCUCCAUCUCCGUCUCCUCCUCCUCUUCCUCCAUCUCUGCCUCCUCCCCCAUCCACGGUGAUCACAUUGACGCCCCAAGCCGUUCAGAUGAUCCUGACCAAACAAGAUGAAAACAACCGUCUGCUGAGGGAGACCCUCCAGGUCCAGAAAGCCAGCCUCGAGGUCCAGAAGUCGUGCGUGAAGGCCUUACAGGAAGUGCGGGUGGCGCUGGUGGGCCUCGCGGAGUUCCAGAAAGCCCGGGUGGAGCUGGGCAUGAAGUCCGCCGGACCGCUGGGACAGUGCUGCGCUCCACCGGGGGCUUCGCUCGAGCAUCGCGGCUCCGCGGAAGCUGCUCUUGUGGAUCCUGUGCAAACGCUAGCCAGCGCGUUGUCUGUCGUAGCCAGCACCUUCCCUAGUUCUGACACCAGCGGCACCACCACCACCGUCACACCGACCACCACCGUCACACCGACCACCACCGUCACACCGACCGCCACUCCUCCAUCAGCAGGCCUACCACAGCACCCCUCCCCUCCUGUCUCCCCUCCAGGGGGCGCUGUUCCUCCACAAGCUCAAAAGAAAAAGAGAGGACGACCACCAAAGAACAUAGGAGUAGCUUCUCCUUCCUAUGGGAAAAAGAGAGGACGACCACCAAAGAACAUAGGAGUAGCUUCUCCUUCCUAUGGGAAAAAGCAAAAGACCUAAUCCAGCCUUGAUUAAGAGAUAUAUAGUAUUAUAGAUAUAAUGCUGCACAUAAUAUCACAUAACAUACAAAAGUAUUUACAACAUAGAUUAUAUGUUGUAUGAUGUAUGAUGACAGUUCUAGUGAGAAGGCUGAGAAUUGGCAUAUGGGAACACAACUGUGAUGUUAUUUAUGAUAAUACAUGACAUGCAGUGUGACAAAACCGUAAAAAAGGAAAUCUUUUCUGGUAGUAUCUACCAGAGGGAGCCAGCAGGCAGAUUAGAUGUAUAGCCUUGCAGGUGCAUGUGCAGUUGCAUACUGCAUGUCUAUACUGGUGUGACUGAACUAGCAUUUCUCUUAUUUGGUAUUUUGCAGCAGCUUGCGCUCUUGGUAAAAGACUUCAAGCUGUGUUAUGCUGACUUCAUAUUAUAUUUUGUAUGUAGACAUAUAAUUAAACUGCUCAUUGUUGAAAUUGCACACGACCAACCAGCCACUGAAUGGUAUAUAACUUCAUGUUUGACCAAAUGUGUCCUUUGCCAAACAGCUUUUUUUAUAUUGUGAAUGUCAGGUCCUGAGUUUCAACUGUAGCCACCAAGUGCCUGAUAUAUCUAGUGUGUUUGUGUGAGUGUGUGUGAGUGAGAGAAUGUAUUUUUGCAUUCAUUUUUGUAUGCUUAUUCUUCUGUGUUUUACAGAAUUUAAUAGACAUUGCUUGCUACUACAUGCAAAUACAUGGGAAUAUUGGUCCCCAGUACUCCUCUAUUUUACUCUCUAUCAGCUUCCACACUUGGAGCAUGUCUUCUCUUCGCUCUCUCAGUCUCCUGGCACCUGACUUUAGGCCUUUAGUGCCCCUCAGUCUGCUGAGUGUUGUUAUGGGACGCAUCUAGAUUAGGUUAGGGCUGUGGAGCUAAUUAAUGCAGGCGAGACUGCCUCCACCGCCAGGCAGAUCAGGUGACCUUGUUCAGGUAUUUCCUGCUGGUUGGAGCCAGCACCUCAAAGACACGGAACCCUGUGGUUCUUUAAUUCUGUUGCCCUGGGCGGGCCCAAAGACAGAACCCUGUGGUUCAAUAACUCUGUUGCCCUGGGCGGGCCCAAAGACAGAACCCUGUGGUUCUUUAAUUCUGUUGCCCUGGGCGGGCCCAAAGACAGAACCCUGUGGUUCAAUAACUCUGUUGCCCUGGGCGGGCCCAAAGACAGAACCCUGUGGUUUAAUUCCGAUGGCGCUUGUGUAGCGGCCGUGGAGAUCUCGUGCAGGAGAUUGGAGUUUGGUGAUACUAUAGC